AUGACUAAAAUAUCAUGGAGUAAGAAUGGAUUCAUUGCAUACACCGAUGUCAAAUCUCCCUUUAUGCUCUGUAUGAGCUACCUGGAGUGCCUUGACGGACGAAGGUGGCAAAUGGCUCCUCCCAUCAUGAUUGACGUUGGUGCCUCCAUUAAUCAGUUCCACACUAACGCUUUGUCCAAUAACAAAGUUAAUGGCCGUUCCGUGAGCGGUUUGCAGAUUCAAAAGGUCACCUGGAAUGGUACUGGCACAGACCUAGCUAUUGCUGACAGUCUUGGUAAUAUUAGUAUUUUUAUUGCUGGGGUCGAGUUAACGAAUUCGCCUAAUUCAUCUACUCCAAGUUUUGCUAUGACACUGUUGACCAACAUGGAGAUAAUUUACUACGACGAACAGGGAGUGUCGCAAGUGAAUUCUUUGAAGUGGUUGAACCUUAAUAAACCGAUCAUUGCCAAUGUCCCCGCUGUGAAAGUAGAAACUACCAAAGAUACCACCGUCUCCUCAGGUUGUGCAGCUAGACAAGGAGCCUUUGUUGAAGAUGCCAAUUGGAACGCUUACUCUUAUGGGGUGCAUCAAUACAAACCAUACGGGACUUCUCAUCCUAUUGGCGCCAAGCAUGCCUUGUUCGUGGUAAGAGAUCAUGGAGAUAUAACUCUAUACUAUCAAGGUGAACAUGGAUUAGCAUAUUACCGAUGUUCGGCAGUUUUGCCAGAAUGCUCCUAUGUAAAUUGUUCUAGCAUUGGAUUUACUAGAGAUGGAGAUAUUAUUGUUGCAGUUUAUUCGAAACUAGAAAAAACGAUUCAAGUUUAUCGAUGUACUAUUGAUUGGGGCUACUUAAUCGAUGCUGCAGAGCAGCAAAAAAGGAAUCCAUCCUACACUACGCCCGGCGAAGUCAAACAAAGUAAGCUUCCCUCCUUGAGUGUAGAACUUCUUCAAGUCGAACCAGUAUUGGAAAUUGAUGAGAGUGGACGACUGCAAACACUAAAGCACAUGUCCAUUGUCUCUCCUAAUUACAAUUCCAACACUGAACUAGAUUUCUUAAUCGGAUACGAAUCUACCACUAAUGAUGAUGAAGAGGUGUCUACCAAAAUAUACAGGUACCAAAUGGCAAAUGACCAAAAAAUUCACAUUCUUUCCGCUUUCUUGAAAAUUGGAGAGAGUGAUAAACAAUUUCAGGAUUCACUGCCCAGGGAUUAUUCAAUAAGGUUGAAACAAGUUGCCACUUACAAAGGGUCUAUUCUUAAUAUCGAGUUUUAUAAUUCGGACCUCUUCGUGGUGCUCACAUUCACUAACGGAGAAAUCAAAGUUGUCAACCGUAUUAAUUUCAAAGAACUUCUUUCUCCGGAACAGCUGGUAGUAGAUGGAGCAAUUAAGUUUCCCUCUACUGCAUUGAUGUUGAAUGACGCUGGGUUCCAAUUUCCUAAACUCGAUAUGGAGAAAGACGAUAUUAUAGAGACAUCGUUUUCCCCUAAUUUGACUUCGCUCGUUUCACUGAACAGGAAUACAAAUCAGCUUCAUUUUUACAACAUGAAAAGGAAAUUGGAUUGUUCAUUAAAGGGGUUCAUGUUUAUUACAUGUGUUGCUAUGGCUUUCAGAUAUUCGUAUUCAUGUUUUACAAACACGUCAUGUGAAGAUCUAUUUUGCUGCAUUCACGAGGAAGUUGCAAGAAUAGCCCCACACUGUGACGUUGACAAGCUUAACCUGGGUAUUAUUCAAGAAACCCAUCGAUCCAUAAAUUUCAAUAUUGACUUUGGAAGGGAACAUGUAGACAAACUAUUGGGAUCGCCACCUUUACAGCGAUUAUUGAGUCUACAAUUCUCAUUAAGCCUUUAUCAUGGAUGGAAAUCCUCCAAAUCGGCCGCCAUAGCCAACGUCAUCUUAAAUAUUCGAACCGUCGGCUUUGCUCUCAUGUAUGCGACGAGAUCGAUGGUGAUGUACGCCAAUAAAGUCUCCAAAAGAGGAACUAUGUUUGCAACAGAAGAUUCAAAGUUUCAGGCUGAAAGUGUUGUUUCCUGCCUUGGUCCGAUCAAAUGGUUCAUGGAUUUUUGUGUAGCAUUAACACAACAAUUUAUUGAACUUGACUCUCAAUUGAAGCUCAAAAAAUCAACAUCAGGUGACGAGUUUGUGGCUGUACCAAUCGUAUUGGGAAAAAUUCCAAGGUAUUUUAUGAUGUACUGUGUCAGUUACAUAAGGAGACUUUAUGAUUUUACCAAACAAUCUAUUGAGAAAAUUGAACCCAAUGCCACACUAUACAAAAUCGAAAACAACACUCUUGAACUGAGCCAGGUGAAACCUUUUACCAAGCCACUACUAGAAGUUUUUUACAGUUUAAAAAGUAUCCUAGAAGAGAGUCCGGUUAGUUUGGAAGCCAUUGAUAAGUUUCUGAAUCACGUUGACGAAGAGCUCAAGACUGAGUACUAUACUCGAUUUGGGACAGGCGAAACCAGAUCAUUGGGGACCGAGCAAUCCUUGGUCUUUUCAGGUGAAAUUCCUUCAAUUUUCCUCAACUCCCCUUCAAUAUUGGAGAUGUUGAACAACAAAUACUCAAAGUUUCUCUGUGACAAUUUGAGUGAUACCUAUUUCUAUGAUACCGAAUGGUUACGUUUGGAGUUUGUCAAGAAACAGCUGCAGAAUCCUAGUGGACCUACAGUCCAUUGCAGGACAGACCUUACCCGCACAGAGCAAACACAGGAAAAUAAUCAUUCCAUUCCUAAUGAUAAUAGCAGGGUCGACGACCUGCGCAAAUUAGUAUUCCCUUACGAAGUUAACGUCAAAAAGUGCACUAGAUGUUGCUCAGUCUCCCAACUUCAUGAACCCAUAUCCUUUGGAGUAUCGCCCGUUAGUAUUUGGCUUAUGGCAUUCCAGAGGAGCUGCAUCUGUGGGGGAUACUGGGUUCAUAGGAACGGCCCGAGUGCAAGCGAGUAA
Molecule: messenger RNA, 2919 nt
Organism: Komagataella phaffii GS115
Lineage: Eukaryota; Fungi; Ascomycota; Pichiomycetes; Pichiales; Pichiaceae
Product: Subunit of the RNA polymerase II mediator complex
Exons: 1
Coding region: 1-2919 (972 amino acids)
Biological process (GO): positive regulation of DNA-templated transcription
Cellular component (GO): mediator complex
Source: RefSeq, a predicted model, not a curated record